Messenger RNA from Oenanthe melanoleuca, 3579 nucleotides. RefSeq lists its product as uncharacterized. Gene Ontology annotation, molecular function: phosphatidylinositol-4,5-bisphosphate binding; phosphatidylserine binding; phosphatidylinositol-4-phosphate binding. NCBI's taxonomy places the organism in Eukaryota, Metazoa, Chordata, Aves, Passeriformes, Muscicapidae. The coding region runs from base 34 to 3270 and encodes 1078 amino acids. The record is from RefSeq and is a predicted model, not a curated record. Gene Ontology annotation, biological process: defense response to bacterium; pyroptotic inflammatory response. The transcript has 22 exons.
CAGACAGAGAUCUGCCAGCAGGGAUUGGAUACAAUGCUGCUCCAGCCCAGGUGUUGCUUUGGGGAGCCUAUUGUCAGCAAGAGACCCAGAGAACUUCUCCCAUUUGUGCUGCUCUCCAGAAGCCACAUCACCUCAGCAGCACCGUGGUCUGCUCUGCACACCCACCGCCCCACAAACAGGCACUCCUUGGCUUUGUUUCAAAGCCUCAGCCACAGCAGAAUGUUUAAAAAAGUCACCAAAGGAAUUGUAAAAGAAAUGAAACCAAGAAAAGAUUUCGUCCCUGUCGAGAGCAUCACAGACAAUGAGCACUUCAGGCCUCUCUGUCUACUGAAAAAAAAGAGGAAAUCAACAAACGUGUUCCACCCAGCUCCCUACUACCAGCACACAGGGUUCACACUGCAUGAUGUGCUGCUGCCUGGACAAGAUGAUAAAAGCAUAGAGUCCCCCCUUCAAGUUUCCAGACAAAUUACUAUCACAAAAACCAGUAUUGACCAAGUUGAUGGAGGUCUCAGCAUUUCAUUUGACCCUGCAAGUGCAGAUCUGCAAGGAGGUGCCUCCUUGUCCAAGGCAUUUUCUGUCAACCCACAGAAGAAAAGCAUUUCACUGCAGUCACUGGAGGAACUGAGAAGAGAAAGGAAAAUAAACAUAAAUCAUUCCUUCAUCCAACAACUACGACAACUACGGAGAACAGACAUCGAUCUAUACGUGGUCACUGAAAUCCUCGAAGCCUCAGAGGAGACUGUCUACAAGGAAUCCACCAAGACAGAUGGGGGCUUCAAGGCCAAAUUUUAUGCCACAUUCUCUGCAAAGGGCACCAGGGAGGACCAACAAACCAUAGUCAUACCCAAGGGCUGCACCCUGGCCUUCAGGACCAUCCCACUACACAUUAGAGAUGGAGCAUGGAAUAUGGAUUAUUUCUCAGAAGGACCUAUCAAAAACUCUAGUUCUCUAGUUGUGGGACCGCUAGCUCCUUUAUAUCCGCACCUCCAAGGUCUUGUACCUGUACUGCAAGGCUAUGUAGCUGAUGGUCCCUCACAAGGAAAAUUAGGAGCAGUGGUGAGAGAAGUUAAAUGCUCCUGCCGAAUUUUCCUUAAUUUGACUUCUGACCUGCUGCUCAUUGUCUUCAACACCAUCAAAGCUGUGAUGAGAGACAAAACCCUCUUUCAAGAGCUCAGCCAGAAAAUGGAAGAAAUUCUUGAGCAAAAUUAUGGUUAUGAGCUGAAAACUGAGAGCCCAGACCUAAAAGACCUCUUCAGCACCUUACAGCAUUUUCCAAGAUAUUUUCUACUUAAUCUGGAAGGAGGAGUCACCUACACCCUUGAUGCUUUGCAUGAGUUAAUGGAUGAACAGCUGUGGCUGCUGCUGCAAUCCUUGGAAAGGAAGAUUCUGUCCCAACAGCUGAAACUGGUUGAAAACCUCCUGAAACAUGACCUGGAUAAGGGGAAGAGUUUCCAUGUGGAUGCCAGGCUGCUCUCCUUCCCACACAAGGAGGAACAGAUGUUAACCAUGGAACUGGUGGAGCUGAGUGGAGUGCAGCUCCAGGAAGAUGGAUCAGCUGUCCCUAGGGAUAAACCCUUCGAGGCCAUGGCAGCCCUGUUUGCUGCCCUGUAUGCCCUCAACCUCCUGAGUGGCUCCAAGCAGGACACACUGGGCCCUGCCCAGGGAAACCCUCUCUGGGAACAGCUCCUGAAAGGCUGCUUGCAAGAGCCAGAGAUCUUCCAGCAAGGACCAGGACUAACACUGCCCCUGCCCAGAUGUUGCUUCGAGGAGCCUACUGUCAGCAAAAAGGGAAGCCAGAGAACUUCUCCCAGUGCUCUCCAGAGCCCACAUCACCUCAGCAGCCCCGUGGUCUGUUCUGCACACCCACCGGCCCACAAACAGGCACAAAUCUCCUUGGCUUUUCUUCAAAACCUCAGCCACAGCAGAAUGUUUAAAAAAGUCACCAAAUUCAUCGUAAAUCAAAUGGAUCCAUGCAAAGAAUUGGUCCCUGUCGAGAGCAUCGCAGACAAUGAGCACUUCAGGCCUCUCUAUCUACUGAAAAGAAAGAGAAAACCAAAAACCAUAUUCCACCCAGCUCCCUACUACCAGCGGACAGGGUUCACACUGCAUGAUGUGCUGCUGCCUGGAGAAGAUGGUAAAAGCAUAGAGUCCAUCCAUCAAGAUUCCAGCCAAAUUACUAUCACAAAAGCCAGCAAAGACCAAGCUGAUGGAGGUCUCAGCAUUUCAUGUGAUCCUGCAAGUGUAGAUCUGCAAGGAGGUGCCUCUUUGUCCAAAGAGUUUUCCAUUACGCCACAGAAGAAGAGCAUAUCUCUGGAAUCACUGGAGGCACUGAGAAGAGAAAGAGAAAUCAACAUGGAUCAUUCCUUCAUCCGACAGCUACAGAGAACAGACAUCAAUCUAUACGUGGUCACUGAAAUCCUCGAAGCCUCAGAGGAGACUGUCUACAAGGAAUCCACCAAGGCAGAUGGGGGCUUCAAGGCCAAAUUUUCUGCCACACUCUGUGCAAAGGGCACCAGGGAGGACAAACAAACCAUAGUCAUACCCAAGGGCUGCACCCUGGCCUUCAGGACCAUCCCACUACACAUUAGAGAUGGAGCAUGGGAUCUGGACUAUUUCCCAGUAGAAGCUCUGAGAAGAGCAGCAUAUAUAGCUGAUGGUCCCUCACAAGGAAAAUUAGGAGUAGUGGCGAGUGAAAUUAAAUACUCCUGCAGAAAUUUCCCGGAAUUGCCUCCUGACAUCCUGCUCAUUGUCUUCAACACCAUCAAAACUGUGAUGAGAGACAAGAACCUCCUUCUAGAGCUCAGACAGAAAAUGGAAGAUAUUCCUGAGCAAAAUGAUGGGUAUGAGCUGAAAACUGAGAGCCCAGACUUAAAAGACCUGUUCAGCACCUUACAGCAUUUUCCAAGAGAUUGUUUCCUUCUGUGUGCAGAAGGAAUCACCUACACCCUUGAUGCUUUGCAUGAGUUAAUGGACGAUCAGCUGUGGCUGCUGCUGGAAUCCUUGGAAAGGAAGAUUCUGUCCCAACAGCUGAAACUGGUUGAAAACCUCCUGAAACAUGACCUGGAUAAGGGGAAGAGUUUCCAUGUGGAUGCCAGGCUGCUCUCCUUCCCACAUGAGGAAGAACAGAUGUUAACCAUGGAACUGGUGGAGCUGAGUGGAGUGCAGCUCCAGGAAGAUGGAUCAGCUGUCCCUAGGGAUCAACCCUUUGAGUCUGUGGCAGCCCUGUUUGCUGCCCUGUACGCCCUCAACCUCCUGAGUGGCUCCAAGUAGGACACACCUGGCCCGCCCAGGGAACCCCUCUGCAAGGUCAUGGGAUAUCUCUGCUGACAAGAGAGUUUUCUCUCCCAAUAUCAUCCUUGUUAAUGCCCAAGGCUGCUUUGUCUGGCAAAAGGAAAUUUAAGGCAGGAAAACUCAUUAUGGAUAUUAAUGGUUGGAUAUCAAAAUGGAUUUGUUUCACUGACACCUCCCUGCCCAACACUGCCAUCAUCCCUGAGAUGCUCAAGGAAUACAGGCAGCAUUUUAGAGCUACCAUACCCUCAUUAUCACUUUAUAAAUAAAGAGAAACUUUUUGCUAUGCAA